GCUCAAAUAACCUUAUUGCCUAUCUCAAUCUUGUUCAUUAAAGAAUUCUUUGGCCCUUACAUGAUCAUAUUAGACCCUAAUUAUCCCCUUAAUUAUUAAACACAAUUAACUAAUCCUUAUAAUUAUUACUUAAAUUUACUAACAAUAACAAGUAUGAAGUAUUUGGCGACAUUUACUUUGGUGAUCGUAACGAUUUUAGGCGUUGCGAGUAAAGGGUACGAUUGUAAAAUAGUACAGUUCAUCUUCGGCGACUCGCUAUCGGAUGUAGGAAAUAAUGAGUAUCUUCCUAGAAGCCUAGCUAAGGCUAAUCUUCCAUGGUAUGGUAUUGAUUUUGGUAAUGGUUUACCUAAUGGAAGGUUUACUAAUGGUCGUACUGUGGCUGAUAUUAUAGGGGACGACAUGGGUCUGCCAAGACCACCAGCAUUUAUGGAUCCAAAUUUAGAUGAAGACAUGAUUUUGAGCAAUGGUGUAAACUAUGCUUCUGGAGGUGGUGGCAUCUUGAAUGAAACUGGUGGUUAUUUCAUUCAAAGGUUGUGUUUCUACAAGCAAAUAGACUUAUUUAAAGGAACCCAAGAGUUGAUUACUAGAAAAAUUGGCAUGAAUGAAUCUCGCAAGUUUUUCCAAGAAGCUCGUUAUGUGGUUGCAUUGGGAAGUAAUGAUUUUAUUAACAACUACCUCAUGCCGGUUUAUAGCGAUUCUUGGCGCUACAACGACGACUCUUUCUUGGACUACUUAGUCGGAACCUUUCGAGAUCAACUUAAGGUUAUGCAUAACUUAGGAGCAAGAAAGUUGAUGGUAUUUGGGCUUGGGCCCAUGGGCUGCAUUCCACUGCAGAGGGUGCUAAGUACAACAGGGGAUUGUCAAGAGAAAACAAACAGACUGGCCCAAAAAUUCAAUGAAGCAACAGGCAAGAUGAUGACAGAGCUAUCAAGAAGCCUGCCUGGUGCUAGCUACAGAUUUGGUGAUGCCUUUGAUGUUGUCAAUGAUGUAAUUACUAAUCCUACCAAAUAUGGGUUCCAAAAUUCAGAUUCACCAUGCUGUUCAUUUGGGAGAAUUAGGCCAGCAUUGACAUGCAUACCAGCAUCAGUAUUAUGUAAGGAUAGAAGCAAGUACGUAUUCUGGGACGAGUAUCACCCAAGUGACUCUGCAAACAUGAUCAUUGCUAAGGAACUCAUCAAGAAAUUCAAGUUUACAAGGGUCAAUCAAGACGAUAACAAUGCCGCUGCUCCUUCUCCUUCUCCGACACUUGCGGCCGACGUGGACACUCCUGCUGCUGAUGCUCCUUCCGCUGAUGCUCCCUCCAAUAGCUAAACAAUCCCUAAUGAAUUAAGUAGUCUAUAUUUCAGGAACAUAUAUAUUCAAUAGUUAAUUACUAUGAUUAUUAUUUAUGUUGAUUGUUAUUGUUAGGUCUACAAUUUGGUCCUUAAUGAAGGUAUAUUUGGUGCAACUAUAAGCUAAGGGAUUGUACAUUAUCCCUUUGUGAGCACUUGUUUAUCCAAAUGUAUCUUGGAAGUAAACUAUUCAGUUCGUAUCAUUAGCUAAUUAUAAUCAUCCAAAC
Amaranthus tricolor (Joseph's coat) is the source of this 1558-nucleotide messenger RNA. RefSeq names its product GDSL esterase/lipase At1g74460. The transcript has 5 exons. Gene Ontology annotation, molecular function: hydrolase activity, acting on ester bonds. NCBI's taxonomy places the organism in Eukaryota, Viridiplantae, Streptophyta, Magnoliopsida, Caryophyllales, Amaranthaceae. The record is from RefSeq and is a predicted model, not a curated record. The coding region runs from base 154 to 1311 and encodes 385 amino acids.